Molecule: messenger RNA, 156 nt
Organism: Perkinsus marinus ATCC 50983
Lineage: Eukaryota; Perkinsozoa; Perkinsida; Perkinsidae
Exons: 1
Molecular function (GO): protein binding
Source: RefSeq, a predicted model, not a curated record
GUUAGAUUUUCACCACACGGCAAAUGGCUGGUCGGUGGCGGUAGUGACGGCUCUGUAAGGCUGUGGGAUCUCAGCGCUGGGAAACUGUUGAAGGAUAUGGAGGACCCCCACAGAGAUGCUGUAAGUCACCUGGGCUGUCGCCUCUGUUUGUGUUAA